AUGGAUGACUUCGAAAGCGAUCUCGACAUCUUCGGGCAACAACAAAGCCUGUACAAGCUAUACACACAGCUAUGUCUGUGCUUUCAGAUGAGCGACGAAGGACCUUCACAGGCAGACAUUGUCGCCACGUUGACCAAGGGACUUGAGAGACUGACUGCUAGCUUUCCAUGGGUGGCCGGCCAGGUUGUUCGCCAGAGCACCACCGCUGUAGGUGAUGACACUCCAACACUCUACAAGAUUCGACCCUUUGAGAAGACUCCUCGUCUGGUCGUCAAGGACCUGCGAGAAGGCCAUCCGACAUUGACGAUGGAUACCCUGCGGCAGGCCAACUUCCCAUUCACCCUCCUGGACGAGUCCGUCGUCGCACCGAUCGACACCCUCGCUGCGGGCACCGACGGACCCGCGCCGGUUUUCGCGGUGCAGACCAAUUUCAUCUCGGGCGGCUUGUUGCUCACCUUUGUGACACAGCAUAACACGAUGGACAUGACGGGCAUGGUUGAGAUCAUGCGCCUCCUCUCGAAGGCGUGUCACGAUGGGGAGGUGUUCACCGCCGAGGAAAUCGCCACGGGGAACCUACGCAAUCUCAUCCCGCUCCUGGAUGAGAUUGAUAUUCCGCCAGGGCCGGAUCAGAAUCAGACGGGGAAGCAUUCUGCAGAUCAGGCUGCGUCUGAUGCCGUGGUCGAUAUACCUGCACCACAACCUCUGGCUCAGGCUCAGGCUGAAUCUCGACCUCCUCCACCUCCACCUCCAAAAUGCAGCUGGUCCUACUUUGUAUUCUCUGCCUCGUCGCUCGCCAGCCUGAAAUCGGUCGCACUGCAAUCUCUCACUAACAGUUCAAGCUUCGUCUCGACCGACGACGUCCUAUCCGCCUUCAUCUGGCUGGGUGUGUCCCGGGCCCGUCGUCCUCGCCUAGACCCUCUGCGGGAGGUGACCUUCGCCCGAGCGAUCGAUCCGCGCCGAUACCUAGGCAUUCCCGCCACGUACCCAGGCCUGAUUCAGAACAUGACCUACACGACAUUUCCUCUGGAGGAACUCCUCGACACACACCUGGGCCACAUCGCCUCGAAACUCCGCGAAGCCGUCGACCCCACGACGUCGAACCUGGCGCAUACGACGCGCGUACUAGCCACGCGCCUGCACCGCGCACCAGGGGACACCAGCCUCAACAUCACCGCGCGGCUGGACCCGGUCGCGGACAUCAUGCUGAGUUCCUGGGCCAAAUACGAUUGCUACGACCUGGACUAUAAACUGGGGUUGGGCAGGCCCGAGGCCGUGCGCAGGCCGCGGUUCGUGCCCGUCGAGAGCCUGUUCUAUCUGAUGCCCAAGGCGCCGGACGGGGAGGUCGCAGUCGCGUUGUGUCUGAGGGAGGAUGAUCUGGCGAGGUUGAAGGGGGACGAAGGGUUUAUGCGAUGUGCCGUGUAUGUGGGAUGA
Molecule: messenger RNA, 1431 nt
Organism: Fonsecaea nubica
Lineage: Eukaryota; Fungi; Ascomycota; Eurotiomycetes; Chaetothyriales; Herpotrichiellaceae
Exons: 1
Coding region: 1-1431 (476 amino acids)
Source: RefSeq, a predicted model, not a curated record